Podarcis lilfordi (Lilford's wall lizard) is the source of this 11636-nucleotide messenger RNA. NCBI's taxonomy places the organism in Eukaryota, Metazoa, Chordata, Lepidosauria, Squamata, Lacertidae. The record is from the annotation of a GenBank genome assembly.
UUGGAGCAAAACAGCAGCCUGUAGGCUUGGCCUUUAUUGAACUGUUGCAACAGGGUGCUCCCCUCACUUGCAGGUGAGAGGAAGGACCCACAAAAAUGGUGUGCAAGACCUUAUAAAGACUUUUGAAAUUGCCACCCUGUAGAUCAAGACCACCCCCAGAAACAUACAUCACAGAAAGGAGGGGUUGAGGGAGGAGUUGUGGUGGUAACCUGAGUGUCCUGUCACCUGGCUGGUUCCCCCUUUCCCCCUCCCCACGAGUACUUUCCAGGUGACAGAGGGGAGUUUGCAGUUUCCUGCCCCCAAAGGGAAGAGCUGAUUAUUGUCCUUUGUUCCACUCCAUGCUGAAUCCACUCCCAUAUGCAAGUUCUUUGUGAUCUUGAUUGUCUUCUGUCUAGGACCAUCAGGGUUGGCAUAGCAACUGGGCAGGGCUCCUGUGGAUGUGCUGGGAUGCUCAAGGGAUUAUGGCUGGCCUGUAUCAAACCUUCCCCAUUUUGUAGUCCUUCCUUCAUGGAGUAAAAUAAAAGUGGAACAGUGCCAAUCCGAUGUAUGGUUGAUUUUCUAUGAAUUUAUAACAGAAGCGUAGCGUAUGUAGUGUGUGUGUGUGUGUGUGUGUGAAGUUUGUACAAACUGAAUGAUUUGGGGGGGGAGGUUUUUCUGCGACACAGGCAAACCUGUUUAGGGAAGUUUUUAAUGUCUGAUGUUCUGUUGUGCUGUUGGGAGCUGCCCAGAGUGGCUGGGGAAACCUGGCCAGAUGGGCAGGGUAUAAGCAAUAAAGUAGUAGUAGUAGUAGUAGUAUCUGAGACGGACUAAUAUCUGAGACCUCCAGGUAUAGGGCAGUAUAUAAAUUCAAUAAAUAAUAUUGACAGACUGACUCUUGCGGCGGACAGCAGCAUAAGCCAACAUAAGCUCUUAAGUGAAAAAAUCUGGAGGGGGAAAAACUGCCUUCGGCACAUGACAUCCCAGGAUCCUAUUCUGCAGCAUGAAGCCUUUGCAUAGUGUUUUGGACGCACCAUUCUCACAGAGAGGAGGCUCCCUGCCUAAUACAAAUUCCUUGGAGGAGGAUGCCUGGCAGGGAGAUUCCUAGAGAGGACGCGAGGAGGAAGAGGCGGGGUUCGGGUGUCUCCAGAGCAACUUGCGAAGCCUCGCAGCCGCUUCCUGCCCCGCCUUCUCGAGUGGGGGGGGGCUCUGGCAAGGGCUGCCCCGGGUGUUUUCCUCCUGGUCGGGUCGGGAGAGCUUUGGGGUGAUUCCUGGGAAAGUGAGGAAGGGAGAGAUCCGGUCAGCAACUGGAAGAAAGGAGGGUUUGGGUGUGCUUCACAUUGGGAAGGUGGAAAGUCUCAUCUACUGGGCUCUCCCCUGUCCUCUGGUGCAUUUCUGCACAUUUCUGCAUUUUAACCUGUAUUUUAAAUUGGGUCCCCCCCCCAUUAUGUUUUUACUGUAAUUUUACUGUUGUUAGCCGCCCUGAGCCCGGCUCUGGCCGGGGUAUAAAUAAUAUUUAUUAUUAUUAUUAUUAUUAUUAUUAUUAUUAUUACUGAGCCCUGUCCAGAGGAAAGAGAUUCACAGGAUCGUAGAAUUGGAAGGGACCCCGAGGAUCGUCUGGUCCAAGGUAGGAAUAUGCAGCUGUCCCAAAGGGAGAUCGAACAUGCAACCUUGGCAUUACGUCUUAGCACCAUGCUCUAACCGACGGAGCUGUCCAGGCUGACUUCUUAGAGAGUCGGUGCAAAACUUUGAAUGGGAUGAGAAGAAAGCAGGAGGGGGGAAAUAUAUCUCCGCCCAGAGGAGUGGAGCCUCCAUGUCUUGAGAAUAUAUACCAGAUAGCAGGCACUGCAGAGAAAUGUUCUGUCUUUACAUGAAACAAAUAUAUAACAACAACAACAGCUAAUUUUAUUGUUUAUACCCCAACCAUCUGGCUGGGUUUCUCCAGCCACUCUGGGCGGCUUACAGUAUAUAUAAAAACAUAAUAAAAACAUCAAGCGUUAAAGACUUCCCCACACAGGACUGCCCCCAGAUGUCUUCUAAAGUUGUAUAAUUCUAGAAAUGUACAUUUAUUGCACAAGUGAGUUUGAAAGUUAAUCAGUUGCCAUUUCAUUAGAUUAGUGGCUGCUUUUCUUUUUUAAAUAUUUUUUAAAAAGAUUUCUUAAUUUACAAAAAAUACAUGUAUUGUCUCUUUUUUCAAGUUGCGUUUUCUACAGAUCAGUUUCAUUUGCUGUGAGGCAUUAGUGUUGUGUACGAUGUUAGGGUAGGAAGAAAGGGGGGAAAGAGGGGGAGGGGCAUGGUGAGUGGGGUCGGUGGUCGGGUGUCAAUGCUUCAGUUCUUGUGUGGGGUUUUGUGUCGGCGUCGUGGCUGCUUUUCUUUAAACUAAGCGUCAUGACAGUUGACAGUUGACCAAGGUUGCCAGUUUGAUCCCUGUACAGGACAGCUGCAUAUUCCUGCAUUGCAGGGAGUUGGACAAGAUAAUCCUCAGGGUCCCUUCCAACUCUGUAAUUCUAUGAUUGUAUAAAGCUGUAUCACCUCCAGCGCCAGGGACUGGAUGCCUCUAGAUACCGGUUGCUUUUGUGCUCACGUGCUUCUUGCAGGCUUCCCACUGGAGAGAGCCAGUGUGGUGUAGUGGUUAAGAGCGAUAGACUCGUAAUCUGGGGAACCGGGUUCGCGUCUCCGCUCCUCCACAUGCAGCUGCUGGGUGACCUUGGGCCAGUCACACUUCUCUGAAGUUUCUCAGCCCCACUCACCUCACAGAGUGUUUGUUGUGGGGGAGGAAGGGAAAGGAGAAUGUUAGCCGCUUUGAGACUCCUGAAGGGGAGUGAUAAAGCAGGAUAUCAAAUCCAAACUCUUCAUCUUCACUGUGAGAACAAGAGGCUGCACAAAAUGGAUCUUUGUCUUGACCCAGCAGCCAGGCUCUUCUUAGCUUUAGAGGACAGACCACUGGGAGGGAUCUUCUGAGUCUCAACCAGAACAAAUAUUUCAAGGAAACUCGCCAACAAGUCUCAUUUUUCUCUGGGUCUUAGCAUUUAACUGCCUUUACUUCUGGAGGAUGUCCUGGUUGAUAUUCAGAUUCAUCUACAUUUCCAGGGAAAAUCUUCCUCUCCAGAAAGGUAUAACUCACUCACCAAACCAUUUGUUCAUUUUGCAGGAACCUCCAUUUUGGACAGCCUCUAGCAGAAGAGGGAGAGGUCUUUUGGGCCCAGUCAGAGACUUCCUUAGAAUAGAGAUCAAGGAUGGAAAAGGAAGAUUCAGCUGCCCACGAAGCAGGAAGAAGUCCUUGUACAAACCAGGCUGGCAGCCCCAGGGAAUUCUGGGAAAGAACAGUGCAGAAGGUCCUGGGGAAGGAGGACACUCUCGGCUCAGAUGUGCAGCGCCAGCGUUUCAGACAGUUCUGCCACCAAGAGGCCAAAGGGCCCCGAGAGGUUUGCAGCCAACUCCACCAUCUCUGCUGUCAGUGGCUGAAACCAGAGCGACACACAAAGAAUCAGAUCCUGGACCUGGUGAUUCUGGAGCAGUUCCUGACCAUCCUCCCAGAAGAAAUUGAGAGCUGGGUAAGGGAAUGUGGAGCAGAGACCUGUUGCCAGGCAGUGGCCCUGGCCGAAGGUUUCCUCCUGAGCCAGGCCAACGACAAGAAGCAGGCAGAGCAUCAGGUAAAAUAUAGUUUUGUCCUGGUACUUCCAAGGGGCUCAGAAUCCGAGGGACAGUGGGCUAACACUCUCUGUAAUUGUCAAACCUUUUCUGGGAUUCAUCCACGUAGGAAUGUCCCAACUACCUUUAUUAAUCCUUCUUCCCGUUUUCUGUCUUUGAUCCCUUUAUUGUUAUUUCAGGUAAAGGGUCCAUUUGCAGAAGUGUCUGAAGAUUUCUCUGCACCGGAGAAGGUUCUGUCAGAGACCAAAUGCAAUCUCUUGCAAAGGGAUAAUGUUCAGGAGAUAGACAGACAUGCCACCUCACUGGGUAAAGACUAACUUCAUCUCCUUCUAUUGAUUAUGCUAUAAAUUCUUGGGAUGUGUUUUUGUUCUUUGGAAACUUGGUUCAAAAGUGAAUUGGCAUCCAAUACUUGAGAAAUUAAACCAGUGUUACUGGCUUCACACUUACAAUUGUCUUUCACAGGUGAUGAAAUGAGGCUGGCAAGACCUCCUCGGGCUUCUCCUUUUUGCGAUGGUCAAGAAGCAGCUGCUGUGGAACCAGAUCAGGUAGGUGGAUCGAUCAGUGUUGAAAGAGGCUUGGAACCACCUAGGGACCUUAUUUUUCUGCUCGCCCCUAAACAGAUUUCUCUCCUCCUCUUUUCUUCUUUCAAAGCAGCCUGCCUAGGAGGCUGUGAAUACCAUUAAAGAAUGUUUAAGUUCCUCAGGAUAAUAAUAAUCUUUCUUUGGAGAAUGUUAUGGGUUUUGGUAGUCCAUUAAGGGAACAAAAGAGAAGGCAAGUUGCACAACAGUACUGGGCCUGGUAUGGGGGCAAGAAGUGAAGGACGCUGAGUGGGGUAUUUGUAAACAAUGACAGAGGUUUGAGUAAAGCAGGGGUGGAGUACUACUGUGAGGAAAAUUGUGGUUUUUAACAAUAGUAGAGGUUUGAGUACAGAACUGUGGGAUAUUUGAAGGAGCCAGUGUGGUGUAGUGGUUAAGAGUGGUAGACUCAUAAUCUGGUGAACCGGGUUCGCGCCUCCGCUCCUCCACCUGCAGCUGCUGGGUGACCUUGGGCCAGUCACACUUCUCUGAAGUCUCUCAGCCCCACUCACCUCACAGAGUGUUGUGGGGGGAGGAAGGGAAAGGAGAAUGUUAGCCGCUUUGAGACUCCUUCGGGUAGUGAUAAAGCGGGAUAUCAAAUCCAAACUCCUCUUCUUCUCCUUCUCCACAUCCUAUAUCUCUUCUCUCUCACAUGAGGCAGCUGAAGAAUGGGAGAGGGAGAAGUUUGAGUACAGCAAGAAGGAAGAGACACUGAAAGAGGCGGGGGAAACAAUGACAGAAGUUUGAGUAAAGCUGGGGGUGGAGGGACAGAGAGGAGAAUGAUGGUUUUAAACAACAGAUCUUUCAGUAAAGUGGAAGUAGAGGACACACAGGAAAAUGGCAGUUUUAAACAGCAGAGUGAGCAGAAAGUAACACUGAGGGCGGGGGAAGUGGCACUUUAAAGAAUAAUUCAAAUACCGCAAGAAGAGAGUUGGGAACAGAUUUGUUGUGUUAGCUUUUUUGGUGUUGUCUGUGUUGUCCCCAUCAUUGAUAUUUCUCCUUGUUAAAACUGGUUUGGUUUUUUUAAAGGACCAACUGCUCUUUGUCUUUCCAUCAGUGCUUUACUCAAACCUCUGCCUGUUUACCCCCCCCUUUUAUUUGUCUAUCUGCCCCUCGACACCCACUUUACUCAAACUUCUGCUGUUGUUUGAGUACGGUGAGAAGGGGGAGACCCUGAAUGAAAAAAGCUGGCUGUUUUAAACUUCUCCCUUUUCCAUUCUACAGCUGCCUCAUGUGAAAGAAAUAAAAGAUGUGAAGCCCUCAAAUAUUCCAUAGUACCUUCAAACAAUGUAUUUCACUCCUGGCAUCAUGCAUUCCGUGGGAUGUGGGUGGCGCUGUGGGUUAAACCACAGAGCCUAGGGCUUGCCGAUCAAAAUGUCGGCGGUUCGAAUCCCCAUGACGGGGUGAGCUCCCGUUCUUCAGUCCCAGCUUCUGCCAACCUAGCAGUUUGAAAGCACGAAGUGCAAGUAGAUAAAUAGGUACCACUCCGGUGGGAAGGUAAACGACGUUUCCGUGCGCUGCUCUGGUUCGCCAGAAGCGGCUUAGUCCUGCUGGCCACAUGACCCGGAAGCUGUACGCCGGCUCCCUCGGCCAAUAAAGUGAGAUGAGCGCCGCAACCCCAGAGUCGGCCACGACUGGACCUAAUGGUCAGGGGUCCCUUUACCUUUACCAUGCAUUCCAGAUUCAGUGUAGCUAUUUAGAAGAAUUUAUUUUUUUUUUUUUAAAAAACAACCCACCCAUAUAUGUUCAACAUCCGUCAAUUGAACUAAAUUUUUCUAACUGAACAAGCUAACUGACUGGCUUGCUCUUAAGAUUCUAUCCAUCUUAAAGAUGCAGUAACACAUUUUAGCAUGGGGGGUGUGCGCAAAGGGGGCUGCACAAUAGAAGAAGGGAUAAGGCAUGGACAUGGGAGUGUGUAAGAGAGUUGAGAAACAUAGGAAGGAGGGUGGAGGAGGGGAAAGUGAAGUUGAAGACAGGGGUGCAAGGGGAGUUGCAAUAAAUGAGGGAGUGGAAAGGGAAUUGAUGGUGAAAUAAAGGGCAUGAAAGGAUCUGAAGAACAGGAAGUGAUGGUGGCUUCAUAAUUGGGCAGAAGCUGGAAAGGGUGCUUAACAGUUGCAACAUGUGGGAGGAGGAAGAUACAGGAGAUUACCAUGAGAGUGUUUUUUGUCUUCUUCUUUUGGGAAUAAGAACAGUGAGUCUGUAAGUGAUUGUGGAGGCCAGUUCUGGAUCCACAAGUCCUUCCACAGAGGGGACAUAGGUUUCUGGGCGGGAGUUGAUCACAGUGAGGGUUUGCCAAGCGUGCCUUCCUCUUAGCAUUUCCCCCCCUUUUGUUCUGAGUUUGAAUGUCUUCAAAGUCCAUGACACCUUUGGUAAAGGCUGUUCUCCAAUUGGAACUCUCACAGGCCAAUGUUUCCCAGUUGUUGUCAUUUAUACUACAUUUCUUAAGAUUUGCCUUGAGAGAGUCUUUAAACCUCUUUUGUUUACCACCAGCAUUGCACUUUCCAUUUUUAGGUUCGGAAUAGAGUAGUUGCUUUGGAAGACAAUCAUCAGGUGCUUUUUGUGCAACAGUAGUUGCACACUAUAGCUAGCUUAAUAGUUGCUUGGGGUUAGAAGGAGAAGCUCAAGGGAGUUAAUGGGGCGAAUGGGAAGGGAAUUCAUGAGUGGAAUGAGCAUAGACACUGCUCCUAGCUAUUAUUAUUAUUAUUAUUAUUAUUAUUAUUAUUAUUAUUUAUACCCUGCCCUCUCCAGCCAAGGCCGGGCUCAGGGUGGCUAACAAGCAAUAAUAAAAACAAAUUGAAUGAAUACAACUUAAAAACAAGAUUAAAAUACAACAUUAAAAUAUUGAAACAUUAAAAUAUUAAAAUGCAGCCUCAUCACAGGAGGAGAAAGGAAAAAAGAAAGAGGGGGAGGGAAUCAAAUUGGCUCCAAGCCAAAGGCCAGGUGGAACAACUCUGUCUUACAGGCCCUGCGGAAAGAAAUCAGAUCCUGCAGGGCCCUGGUCUCAUGAGACAGAGCGUUCCACCAGGCCGGAGCCAGUGUUGAAAGGCCCUGGCUCUGGUUGAAGCUAAUCUAACUUCUUUAGGGCCUGGGACCACUAGGGUGUUGCUAUUUAUGGACCUUAAGGUCCUCCGUGGGGCAUACCGGGAGAGGCGGUCCCGUAGGUACGAGGGUCCUAGGCCUGAAGGGCUUUAAAGGUCAAAACCAGCACCUUAAAUCUGACCCUGUACUCCACCGGGAGCCAGUGCAGCUGGAAAAGCACUGGGUGAAUAUGCUCCCAUGGCAGAGACCCAGUGAGGAGCCUCGCUGCAGCAUUCUGCACCCGUUGGAGUUUCUGGGACAGCUUCAAGGGCAGCCCCGCGUAGAGCGAAUUACAGUAGUCAAGCCUGGAGGUGACCAUCGCAUGGAUCACUGUGGCCAGGUCAGGGCGGGAAAGGUAAGGGACCAACUGCUUGAUGCGGCGAAGGUGGAAAAAUGUCGCCUUGGCUGUUGCUGUAACAUGCGCCUCCAUGUUUGGGCGUCAAGGAUUACACCCAAACUCUUAACGGAAGGUAGCACUAAUUGGGCCCCCGCAAGAGAAGGGAGUUGGUCCCUCAUCCCCAUAGUUAUCUAUAAAGUAGCAACUAUUUUCCUUUCUUUCAGGGUCUAGGGUGGUUUGAGGAGUUUUCUGUGUAUUUUACCGAGGAGGAGUGGGAUCUGCUGAAUCCUGACCAGAAAGCUCUGUAUAAAGAAGUCAUGGAGGAGAACUGUUACAGAACCCAUUACAAAAUCCACACAGGAAAGAAACCAUACAAAUGUUUAGAGUGUGGAAAGAGCUUUUGUCAAAGUUCGGACUUCAUUACCCAUAAAAGGAUCCAUGUAGGGGUGAAACCAUUUAAAUGCUUGGGAUGUGGAAAGGGCUUCUGUCAGAAGACACUUCUCGCUACCCAUCAAAGAGUUCACACGCAGGAGAAACCGCAUAAAUGCUUGGAUUGUGGAAAGGACUUUCGUUACAGUUCUGCCCUUAUUACUCAUCAAAGGAUCCACACAGGCAAAAAACCGUAUAAAUGCUUGGAAUGCGGAAAGAGCUUCUGUCAGAAGAUAAGUCUCAUUUCUCAUCAAAGAAUUCACACAAGGGAAAAACCACAUAAAUGCUUGAAAUGUGGAAAGAGCUUUCGUCACAGUUCGGCCCUAACUACCCAUCAAAGGAUCCAUACAGGGGAGAAACCAUAUAAAUGCUUGGAAUGUGGAAAGACCUUUCGACACAGUUCUGCCCUAACUACCCAUCAAAGGACACACACAGGGAAGAAACCAUAUAAAUGCUUGGAAUGUGGAAAGGACUUUUGUCAGAAGAUAAAUCUCACUAGUCAUCAAAGAAUUCACACAGGAGAAAAGCCAUUUAAAUGUUUGGAGUGUGGAAAGAGCUUUGGUCAGAGGGCUUACCUUACUUUCCAUCAGAGAAUCCACAAGGGGGAGAAACCACAUAAAUGCUUAGAGUGUGGAAAAAGCUUCAUGCAGAAGAGAAGGCUCACUUCCCAUCAGAGAAUACAUACGGGGGAGAAACCGCAUAAAUGCCCAGAAUGUGGAAAGAGCUUCUGUCAGAAAGCAGAUCUCACUAUUCACCAAAGAAUUCACACGGGGGAGAAACUACACAAAUGCCUGGAGUGUGGAAAGAGCUUCUUACGAAAGACACAUCUCACUACUCAUCAGAGAAUUCACACUGGGGAGAAACCGCACACAUGCUUGGAGUGUGGAAAGGGCUUCAGUCAGAAGGCGCAUCUCACUACUCACCGAAGAAGUCACACGGGGGAGAAGCCACACAAAUGCCUGGAGUGUGGAAAGUGCUUCACAGAGAAAAGAGCUCUUACUUCUCAUCAAAAAAUCCACACAGGGGAAAAGCCACAUAAAACUUUCAAGCAUGAAAAGGUCUUUCCUCACAGUUGCGACCUUAUUACUAGGCCUACCCAAGGCAGAACGGCUGGCAGUAGCAACAGCUGCAGCAACACAGUCCAGACUGAUUUGCCCCCAGUCAUAUUAGUCCAUCUUCCUCCUAGUACUGCUUGUGUUGGACAACAUCAGCCACCUAUCCCGAUUCCUAACUUUCCUGAAUCUUCUGGUCGCGGGGACAACCCUUCUCCUACUGCCGGGGUAUUGUUUGAGGAGGCAGGAGGCCCUGGCAGCAGCAGUCUUGCAGAAUCAUCCACUUUAGUGAGCGAAGGGAGACAGCUUAGCCCACUGGUGGACAUCAGCUUAUCUGAGGAAGUGUCUGUAUUAGAUGCCCUCAGCUUGAUUGAAGGUGAAGAUCUGUUCCACUCCUCUUCCCUAGGCAGAGGUGCUUCUGUCUGGAACCCUGUGGAGCAGGAGCAGCAGGAACACACCCCACCAGUGCCGCAAGGGGGUACCUCCCACGGUUCCCCCACUGUUCCUGGGGUGGCGCUGACCCCCCAGACCGAAAGCAGCCAGCCCGAUUCACCACAGAAGCGGCAGAGCAUCGUGUGGGACCACUUUGAGGUGGGAGUGGAUCCCAGCACCGCCGUCUGCAGCCACUGCAGGCGGGUCAUGAGCAGGGGCAGAGACGCAGCACAUUAUAGUACCAGCAGCCUGCGCUUGCACCUGCAGAGGCAGCACCCGUCCAUCGUGCUAGGAGCACAGGAAGCCAAGUCCCAGCCGUCGGGGAGCAAGGGCAAAUGGGUGGCAACCUAGUGCCAGGAGUAAGGGCAAAGUCCUCUGCCAAAUCUCUUGUCUCCCCUCAAGCCAAGACGCUUAGGCCGGCAACGGUGGGGAGGAGGUGGAACAAAGGGAGGUGGGCCACGAGGUGGAGGUUUUGAACACCAGACCUGAUCGCAAAAUGCAUGGAAGACGCUUGUGAUGAAAUGGAUUGGCAUCAGAACUAAAACCAUAUGCAUGUAACCAAGUGUUUGGUAAGAGCAAUUUAAAGUAGUUCAUAGGUAACAAUAAAUAAUAAACAUGGAAUUAAUAAACCUAAUAAAACAAUUUAGCCAAAUAUAUGCAAUGUAUUAAAACUCUACUUGGCGUCAAAUGCUUUUUGACUUUUAGGUCUUCUAGAGUGGUCCUCAUUACAUAUCGGUAUGUAAAGCCACUUUUUGGCUUGAAUAAUAUCACAUGUUGGAAAACAGUUUACAAAUAAUGGCAAAUAUAUGUAUCUAAUAGCGUUUAUUAUAUCUAACAAUAUUGAUUCUGUAUUUGCAGGUGUUGCACUGCAUGGGUGUUGUUUGUUAAAAUUAUUUGCUACGUUAAAUUAUUCUUAUCAGAUAAUUGGUUAUGUGUAUAUGAUUUUAGGUGUUAUCCCAAACUGUUGUUUCAGAGCAACCUGAUGGCUCUUGUGGACUUAUUUUAUGCACUAUUGUGUCACACUACCUUAAACGGGAGAAUGGUGCCCUCCCAGUGCUGGCAUGCAGGGAGAAAGUGUGUUCCCUUGUAGGCAGGGUUGCCUUUCUCAUAUAAGCCCAUGGGACUGCUUCGGUCUUCAGAAUAGGCGCUGUUACCAGUGCCACAUAAUCCUCAGUUGUGAAAAAUCAAUAUUUCAGUGCAGCAGCAUCUACACAUUGGAACUCCCUGCCUAUUGACACCAGACAGAUGCCUUUGCUGUACUCUGUUUCGCUCCUGUUUAAAACAAUUUUAUUUAGGCAAGCCUAUCCAGACACGUAGAUGUUGAUGUCUUUGAAUCCUUUUCACUCUUAAUUUCAGUGAUCUGUAAAUGUUUUCUGUUGUUUUGAACUGUUUUCAUUGAUACUUUUGAUAUUUCUUGAAACCCACCAAGAGGUUUUACUACAGUUAUACGAUUUUUGUUAAAUAAAAUAAAAACCAGCCGGGGACCACAUGCCACAUGGCCGGAGACAAAAGUGAUGUGAGUUUUGUAUUCCAGCCACAAAACAAGCCAGAGAAUUCUUCUCCCACUUGCGUCCAUCUUGGCAUACAAGAGGCACCAACACAAUUUAGUGACCUAUUCCAGCCAGGCAAAAGCACUUGAGAGGUAUGUGUGUGGGAAUGUUGUGGAUAGUAGGAGAGGAUAUAUUGAUUAUAUAUUAUUCUUCCACACUCAUGCUAGUGGGUUACAUAUAGCAGAGCUCAUUCCCCAUUUACACAGCAAGAAGCUAGUUUGCAGAUUCAUAUGAAUCUCUAAGCUAUCCAAUCUGGCAUGCCCAGAUUGGCGUAUAUUCCUGGUAAGACCCCUUUGAUUCCUGCCUAAAAGAAUAAAGACACAAGAAUCUUCCUUGUAAGUAAUGAAUAGUUUACUUACAUUCUGUUCACAGUAUGCUCUCUGAAGACAUGCUUUAGCUUGUAGUUACAAAAGAAGACGUGGAUUUAUCCCAUAUGGGGAUUUAUCCCAUGUGCUGCUGGCCAAGAUCCCAUUUUAGUUUUUGGGCUGUGUGUCCGAGACAGUCAAUCUCUUGGGCUUGAAGCUUUGGGGGGCUUUGGUUCCUAAAUACAAUGUUG